Molecule: messenger RNA, 6543 nt
Organism: Maylandia zebra (zebra mbuna)
Lineage: Eukaryota; Metazoa; Chordata; Actinopteri; Cichliformes; Cichlidae
Gene: parp4
Product: poly (ADP-ribose) polymerase family, member 4
Cellular component (GO): cytoplasm
Molecular function (GO): NAD+ poly-ADP-ribosyltransferase activity
Source: RefSeq, a predicted model, not a curated record
UUAAAUGUUGCUGCUCGCUUUAAGUUAGUCACUGGACGAGUGCGUGCUUCGGGUGUUUCGUCAGUACCUUUACUUUGCUGUUUCUGAUCGUGUCGAUGCUUUGUUGUAUUCGUCGUUUACUAACGAGCACGAGUCCCGCGUGGCUGUUCUCUAACUGAUCUGUUACGUUGGAUACUUUUUGCUGAGAGUUACUUCCGCAUUUUAACAGGAGUUGGUGGGAGCGCCAGCAGGGUUUUCUCAGCGCAGCUGUGCGAGACUCGUCUCCAGACAUGGCGGUGUUCGACAACUGCUCGGUGCUGUUCGAGCUCAGAGGUUUGUCGUUCAAGGAGAAGAAGACGGUGAAAUCAGCAGUCACAGGUCACGGAGGCAACCUUUCGUUUGUGGUCAACAAACAGUGCUCUUUGGUAGUGACAACCGAUGUAUCCAACCUAAGCUCCAACAGGCUGCGUAGCAUUCAGAAACACCACACACCUGUGGUCGGGGUGGAUUACGUGUACAGGUGUGUGGAGAGAGGAGUUCUCCUGCAGGUGGAUGAAUACAAGCUGGACACGUCCUCUGCCUUAUCAGCUCCUCUUCAUCGCUCCUCCUUCAAGGCGGCUCCACUGGCUUCGCUCGCACCUCAGCAGAUAGGGUCAAAAGGCCGGGCCCAACCUGUGGAGUGUGUCAGUGGGACUCAGAGGGCAGAGAGUCCUGAGAGGAGUGGGAAUGUGCUGGACAGGUUCAGAAUUUAUAGAGACACUGAUUCGGAUCUUCCAUCAGACCAAAGUGACUUUCAAGUGGCAAAGUAUUCGAUCUUUGAAAAGGUAAACAGCAACAGUUGGUGUGUGCUGGAGCUGCAGAGCUUCAAAGGGGAGGAGGGGCGGCAGUACCGUGUGGUCAGAUACUGGAAGGAUGAUAUACUCUGUGGGAAGAAGGCCGUGAGGGACAAGCUGGUGUUUUUGUCCACCUCAGAGGAAGCUCUGGAGGUGUUCCAGGCCCUGAGAGACAGCCUGGAGGCUUCAGGUCUGCGGAGGCAGAGCAGGUUUCCUCCUUCUGCCUGUGAGAUGGGCUCUGCGCCCCUGCAGCAGCUGCUCCUGGAAGAGAAGCUCAACACAGGAAGCUUAUCACAGGAAGUGGGUGUGUUUGUGGAGCUGCUGUGGACCGAGGCGCUGGGCUGCCUCGACAACAUCCUCAGAGUUUCAGUGGACAAGCUCAGCCUGAAUGAUGUGAGCAGGGCAGAGGGCUUGUUGCUUCAGGCUCAGAAGAAGCUGACAGAGGGAAACCACACUGAGCUGAUGAGUCUCCUGGAGGACGUCUACACUCUGCUGCCACACAGACAACUCUCCAUAUUUCCCAGCACCAAGCUCAUCUCUCAGAAACUGGACCUCUGUCAGUUAAUCCGAGAUGUUCUGAAUGCAAGUGAGAUGACUCUGAGGAGCCCCGCCCCUUCCACUGUGGGGAAGUAUCGAGCUCUGAGGUGCAGCGUUGAGACGGUUCCCCCCAGUAGCUCCGAGUUUCAGGCUGUGACCGAUCUCCUGCAGGACAGCAGGGUGCAGAUCCAGCAGAUUGUGCGUGUCGGCCGAGGGGUGGAGCUUCAGACCUUUAAGAGCGAGCUGGGGAAUGUUAAGCCACUCCUCCAUUCCUCCAGUCCCAACAACUUUGUGGGAAUCCUGUCUCGUGGCCUGCUGCUGCCCCGCGUGGGAGUCGAGCACCACGGCAUAGAAAGAACCGACGUCGGCAAACUGGGCGGUGGGAUCUACUUUAGUGAUUCCCUGAGCACCAGUCUGAAAUACUCCAAGCCCGGCGUGACGGAUGGCUCCCGGUUGUUGUUGGUGUGUGACGUUGCGUUGGGACGUUGCAGGCAGGUCUACAGGACGGACGUCCUGCUGAAGCAGGCUCCCGACGGAUACGACAGCGUGCGCGGAGUCCGCCGCGCUCCAAACACUCCCUCUGAGUUUGAGGAUGAUGAGUAUGUGGUAUACAGUCCUGAUCAGGUGAAACUCAAGUAUGUGGUUCAGUUCAGCAUCCAAGGAGACCAGCUAAAGGCCUUCACUCCUGCCGUGGACAUGUCACCUGAGCUCUGUCUUCCUUGUUCUGCUGAAGAGCUCAGUUUAGGCGAUGAUAUGUUUGAAAGCAGUAAAAACCCCUUGGAAGAGGUGACCGCCGGACUGUUGGACAGCGCUGGUCAGCAGCUCCCUCUGCAGGCCGUUCAUGUGAAGUGUAAACUGAUGGAUCUGCUUUCGCAGGUCAUCAUCUUCCAGAAAUACACAAAUCUGAGCUCAGUGCCCAUUGAGGCAAAGUAUGUUUUCCCUCUAGAUGAUUCAGCUGCAGUGUGUGGGUUUGAAGCUUUCAUCAACGGGAAGCAUGUCGUGGGACAGGUGAAGGAGAAAGAAAAAGCUCGCAAGGAGUACAAACAGGCUAUUGAGAAAGGACAUGGAGCUUAUCUCAUGGACCAGGAUGCACCUGAUGUGUUCACCAUCAGUGUGGGUAACCUGCCCCCUGGUGCAACUGUCCUCAUCAAAGUGACCUUUGUCUCCGAGCUGAUCGUCAGGGACGGCACAAUUCUCUUCUCCCUGCCCGGCAGCGUGGCUCCGUGGCAGGAGAGUGCAUCCCUCAACCAGACCACACAGGUCAGUGUGGAGAAGGUGUGUGUAACUGAUGAAGCUGCGAGUGUGAGAGAGUUCACCUUGGACCUGUCAGCUGAAAUGCCCUAUGAGAUCUCCAGCCUGCAAUGUAUCACUCACCAAGUCAAGAUGAAGAAAACCGACUGUAAGGCAGUGGUGAGCGUGCUGCCAGGACAGAUCAUGGGUCCAGAUGGAUUCCAGCUGUCCAUCAUGCUGUCUGACGUCCACCUGCCCAGGAUGUGGGUGGAGAAACACCCUGACAAGGACAGCCAGGCCUGCAUGUUGGUUUUCUAUCCAGACUUUGAGGUCAGCUCCAGUUCAGACGCAGAUGAAGUCAUCCUGCUGUUGGACACGUCCGAGUCCAUGAAGGGAGAGUCUCUCCGCUCGGCCCGCAGAAUCGCCCUGCAGAUUCUCAAAAGCCUGGAUCGCAGCCUGAGACUCAAUGUGGUUUUCUUUGGAACAGAUCACACAGAAGCUUUUCUAACAGUGACGCCACUUGGUGAAGUUUAUGAAGAAGCCCAGAGAUUCAUCAAGCACUCCGCUCCAUUAGGGGGAGGCACUGAGCUGUGGCGUCCCCUGCGAGCGCUCAGCCUGCUGCCUCCAUCGCGCGGCAUCAGGAACCUGCUGCUGCUGUCGGACGGCCACAUCCAGAACACCGAGCUCACCUUGAAGCUGCUCAGAGACGAUGCUCAGCACAGUCGCCUCUUCACCUGUGGCCUCAGCACAAUGGCCAACCAACACAUGCUGAGAGCCCUGGCUCAAGCAGGGGGCGGAGCCUAUGAGUUCUUCGACACAAAAACCAAACACAACUGGGCAGAGAAGGUGGCCUGUCAGCUGAAGCGUAUGGCAUCUCCUGGCUGCAGUUCAGUGUCUGUCAAGUGGCAGCAGUUCAGCCCAACAAGUCCACCUCUGCAGGCUCCCAAGCAGCUGCAUGCUCUGUUCAAUGACUGUCACACUCUGGUUUAUGGCUUUGUGCCACACUGUACUCAGGCGACUCUACUGGGAAAUCUGAGUGGUCAGGAGCUCAAAACAAUGGUGUCAACCAGCGAGCUGCAGAAAACAAAGGGCACAUUUCUUCACAAGCUCACCGCGAGGGCCGUCAUCAGGGAUUAUGAAGACGGGAACCUGGACACCAGUGAAGCUGAACACGAGGGUAAGAAAGCAGAGUUGAAGUCCUUCAUCAUCGAGUUAAGCAAAGAGUUUUCCAUCCUGUCUCAGUUUACCAGCUUCGUGGCCAUUGAGGAACGGGACUCAGAGCAACCACAGCCUGGUUUUACAGACAUCCCCAAGCUGAUUGCAGAGGAAGAUGUGGACUUCCUUCCCUACAUUAACUGGAUUUCUCCCGAGGAUGAUGAAGACCUAAUAGAGGCAUACUCUUUGGAGGAAGAUUGCGGCUUUGAUUUGUUUGAGAUUUGUGGUUCACUCACGAGUCCCGACUCCUCUCCUCCAGCUCCACCUCCUUCUUCUUUUAAGGAGCUUGCUUCAAUGUAUUCUUUUUCUGGACACCCGGCUCCCCCUCCGCCUCCUUCUUUUAUGAAGUGUGCUUCAGACGAUGUUCCCCACCUUUCUUUUCUUGGACACCCGGCUCCCCCUCCGCCUCCUUCUUUUAAGGAGCUUGCUUCAGACGAUGUUCCCCACCUUUCUUUUCUUGGACAUCCGGCUCCCCCUCCGCCUCCUUCUUUUAAGGAGGGUGCUUCAGACGAUGUUCCCCUCCUUUCUUUUUCUAGACCUCCGCCUCCUUCUUUUAUGAAGCGUGCUUCAGAGGGUGUUUCAAGACUUAUUCCACAAGGACUGUCCAUCCCUUCUUCAUUUUGUGGUUACUAUCCUCGUAGUCAAUCCAUGGAUUCAUUUUCAUUUGGCAUUUCAUCAUCAUCAGACAGUCAGGCAGUGAAGGACAUCGAUAUUCCAAUAUUCCAGAGCUGUAGCACUCAGAUUAGCAGGUCAUCACUCCACACUCAAGGUUACACUUCAGCGAUGAGUAAUCGGGUACUGAGUGCACUUGAUUCUGUGUCUGAUGAGGAAGAACAGAGUUCAUCUGUUGAAGGCGUUUCUUACAGGGCCUGUAAAAAGCCUAAAAAAUACAAAGACGGAGCAGCCAGGCGUCCGUCUUUCAGAGAACAACUUCCUGAGACGUCAGCUCCAGUGGAUUUAGAGCACCAAGCAAAACCUCACCUCCAAAUAUAUGGUCAGGCAGGGAAAAGACCCGAGUUUAAGAGUAAAGUCUUUCCUGAGAAGUCCUAUUUGUCUCCCGAAUUGUGCGGCCUCAGCACAAAUGGGAGUCUUCCUGACACUGCUCCUGCAGCAGUACCGUCUCAGGUGGUUGUUGAAUCUGAUGAAACGGCUCCUCUGUUUGUUGCACAGACUGCCAGAGACAGAGGGCCGUAUUUUGGGUCAGCUAAGUUUACUUCCAGUGGCUUUCACUCUCAGUUAGGUAGCUCAAGCUCCACCUAUGAUGGUGCUCCGGGAUAUACAGUGGUUCCUGUGACGUCAGCUCCAUCAGAUUUAGAGCACCAAGCAAAACCGGACUUGUGCUUACGAUCAUUAAGGCGGAUAAGGGGAAGACCCUGCGGGAGAACAACUUCUUAUCUUGCGUCCUCUUUAUCUCCCACCUGUUCCGACAAAGAUGUUCCUGUAAGCCCUGCAAGGGCUCCUGAGAAGGCCGCUCAGCUUCAUCGCAGAGGAAGGGCUCCCUCUUAUAGUUUAUCCAAAGUUAAGAGUGCAUCACAACCUCACCAUGAACUUGAAGCUCAGAGCAAUGUUCGACAAAUGUUCGUCGCUGGCCAUCAGGAUCUCCCGACUAACCCUGUCCUGCGUCAUCAGUCAGCUGCACCGAAUGCAGCAGAAUCUCCUGAAGCGCUGAAGCUCAAAUGGAUGAAGAUCUUCCAGAUGCAACAUUCAGAAGGGUACUGGGAACUAACCACAGAGCUGGGGGAACUACUUAAUGUCAACGUGGACCUGUUUGCCAACGUGUUCCUGAAGAACAAAGGCAUCCAUUCUCUCGGCGUGACAGCCCACAAAGAUAUCCUGAGGCUGGUGGCGACUCUUCUGGUUCUGCAGCUGAUGAAAGUGGACAAACUGGAAGAAGGCAAACUGCUCCGCACCCUGUUCUGUCUGGAAGAAGCUUCUCAGUCCAGGCCUGAACGAUGGGAGCAGGUGAAGAAGGCGGUGGACUGGGUUUGCUGGGCUGACCGACAGUACCCCUGUGUCUAUUGUCGGCUAGAGUUUGGUUUGAGCUGGGAGUCCGCCACCCGUCAGCUACUGGGUUAUGAAAGCCUCCCUCCCUUCUCGCCUCUCUGUGGUCUUGAUCUACAGAGGACAACGGCCCGAGUACUGGUCCAGUGAGAAGAUGCUGUGGACACCGCGUAGCCUUUCAGAGGGGAUUGCAGUAGCUUUAGAUAUGCUUGUAGAUAAAUAUGCAUGUAUUCCUUUUCCUUUUAAGAAUUGUGUACUCUGUGUGUUUAUACAUGUAUGGAUAAUCUCAAAUCUGCUGUAAUCUAAUUUCUCAAAUGUUACAAAUACAGGUCAUUUACACGGAGCAUUUACUGCACAUAGAGCAGUUGUUUUGUCAUCUGUGAAGUUUGCCCGAAAAGCAAACUGGUGUUUGAUCCAGGUCAGGUGGUAAAAUGUACUUAAUUUGAGACACAAGUUGUUAUUUUUUUUAUUGCAUAGCACAGUAUCGGUUUUUUAAAACACUUCAUAGCUGUUGGUGGCAGCAGUUGUUGUUUGUGCAGUGGGAUAAUGGUGGAGGGUAAAUACCUCUGAUGCUGGAGGACCGAUGUUGACUCUCCAGUGAUUGGGUAGCAGAAUGUAGGAGUCUCCCCUGGUUACGGGCAUCAGCCAGGUUUGUGUCCUUUGUGUUUGAUGCACAUUGUAACACAGUCAGUGACUUGAUACUUAUUUACAUGUAACAAGGGUUGUUGUUAAUAAAUUGCUACUGUGA